Molecule: messenger RNA, 1633 nt
Organism: Glycine soja
Lineage: Eukaryota; Viridiplantae; Streptophyta; Magnoliopsida; Fabales; Fabaceae
Product: actin-depolymerizing factor 7-like
Exons: 3
Coding region: 731-1240 (169 amino acids)
Biological process (GO): actin filament depolymerization
Cellular component (GO): cytoplasm; actin cytoskeleton
Molecular function (GO): actin filament binding
Source: RefSeq, a predicted model, not a curated record
AACGUAUGGAACCCCAUUUUUUUAAGAGCGCGCCUUGUAAAAAUUGAUAGUGGAAGUAAACUAGGAGGUGUGUGAUUCUACCUAAUCCAAGCAAUUUUGCUCUAAUUUAUGUAGACAUAUAAACCCUCUUAUUUCAUACAAUUUAAUUAAUUCUUUAACUGAAGUUAUAUGAGAAUAAGGUUAGAAAGUACAGAGAAAUCCAUAGAUCAGUAUCACACACUCAUUGGUAUCUAUUAUUACUAGAUAAUCCUAGAGUCCUGUAAAAAAAAACAAAACUAGAUAAUCCUAGAGUAAGGCCUAAAAAUAAAGAAACAACAACCAAACAGAUUGCAAACAAUGCUUUUUUAGGAUUUUUUUUUGAAGUCCCCACGCCGUACAAACGGCAUUUAGUCCAAAACAGAAUAAUUGUAUAAAAAAAAAGUACUACUAUGUUAUUAAAAUGUGUGUUUUCCCGUUUGCGGUUAACAAAAAUUUGUAACAAAUACAUUCAUGUAAUGUAUGAUUGUAUAGAUGGAUAAAAGAAGAAAGAAAUUAACGUGAAAGGCAUAAAUUAAAUUUGUGGAUACAUGGACAAGGAAGCAAAACAGAUUGCAACAUGACCAUCCAUUAGUUUCUCCCCGAAGUUAGAUCUAUUCUUCAUAUGCUAUCUUAGUCUUCUCAAAUUAAGUUCCACCUCUCGUUGUCCAGAAAACAAGGAUCUUUAAUCGUUAUUUUCUCUUCAUUGUUGUCAAUGAGUCUAUUGUUCUCAUUUUUCCAAUCUCUAUUGCUACCCUGGCUUUCCCUUCAUUCACAUUUUGCAGGGCGCUUCUUUCUCAUUGCUGGCAAAAUGGCAAAUGCAGCGUCCGGAAUGGCUGUGCACGAUGAUUGCAAACUGAGGUUUCAAGAGCUUAAAUCAAAGAGGAGCUACAGGUUCAUUGUGUUCAAAAUUGAAGAACAGCAAGUGGUGGUUGAGAAAUUAGGGGAUCCCACGGAAAGUUAUGAGGACUUUAUGGCCAGUUUUCCAGCUAAUGAAUGUCGCUAUGCAGUCUAUGAUUUUGAUUUCACAACUGCUGAGAAUUGCCAAAAAAGCAAGAUCUUCUUCGUUGCAUGGUCACCAGAUACCUCAAAGGUGAGGAUGAAGAUGGUGUAUGCAAGUUCCAAGGAUAGAUUCAAGAGGGAAUUGGAUGGCAUUCAAGUCGAUAUGCAAGCAACUGAUCCAAGUGAGAUGAGCUUGGACCUUGUGAAAGCGCGAGCCAUCUAAGCCUCCUUUUUUUUUUAUUGUUAUCUCAGCUUUCCUUCUAUGUUAUGGAUUAAUUCAACUAUUUGGCAUCUUUGGCAGCCAUCUUUCUUUGCCUAUUGUAGCUUGGAUUCAACAAACGGCUAAUCCAAAAUGACAUGUAUAUGCAUCAUUCUUCCUUGUACUCGAUCAGUUUCCUAGAGAUCUUGGAUUCAUGGCCAGUUUGAAGGGCCAUGUGUAGUGGUGGGUUCAAGAUUAGUAGAAUUUAUUGUUAUAUAUAGGUUGUUCGGUUCUCUGCCAAGUUGCCUAUCUGACCACUUGGUUUUUCACUUCAUGAGGGUGGGAUUUGUGCAGUCGUAGCUACUGAAAGAAUGAUGACACUCAUAUAUGUCAAAUGCCUCUUCAUUUUUCUGUUCU